Enterobius vermicularis (human pinworm) is the source of this 471-nucleotide messenger RNA. Lineage: Eukaryota; Metazoa; Nematoda; Chromadorea; Rhabditida; Oxyuridae. The record is from the annotation of a GenBank genome assembly.
AUGGUACAAAUUUGGCAAAUGGAACCGUAUCCGUGCGGUGAUCCACGACUACCGCACCAUUUAUUUCCACCAAAGAAAAUUCAGCCAGAUGAAUUGAUGAGAAAAACAGGCAUUAAUUAUUUCAAGAUGGAUAUGAUGAAUCAGGUAGCAAUGUCAAAACGAAUAGCAAUCUUAAAGUUGGAAAGAAAUUUGACCCGAGAAGAUACGUUUAUUCUUGAUGCAGCAACUACAAUUGAUUUUGACGACAAAUUGGAAGAAUUGUUUGAAGAAAGUGAAUUACCUGAAGAACAAGCCCGAAUGAUUAUCGAAGGUUCUGCAUAUUAUGAUAUCGAGGGUGAAGAUGGAAUUUGGUAUAGAAUUUUAUGCGAAUAUGGUGACCUAAUAAUUAUACCACCGGGAAAAAUGCAUAGAUUUACCACAACGACAAAGAAUUUCGUCAAAAUGCGACGAUUUUUCAAAGGUAUCGACUAA